GGCUGCGCGGGGCGCUCGGCACGGCCGCGGCGGCGGACGGGCACCUGCUGCCGCCUCGCCCGCAGCGGCGCCGCGCUUUGUCCGGGCUCAGCGGGCGCGCCCGGCCCCGGCGGCGCCCGGCCCGGCUCAGCACAGCGGCCGGCGGCUCUCGGGGCGUCGCCUGGCUCCGGCGGCCUGGGCACGGUGCGGAGUGUGAAUGAGAGUUUGCUCCGAUUUCCGAGCAGGAGACUCCAACCGUCAUGUUAAGGUAAAGCAGAAGAGUGCAGUGCUGAACAUGCUAAAGAAGUUGGACAAAAUAAGGUUCAGAGGUCACAAGAGAGAUGAGUUCCUUGAUUUAGCAGAGUCUCCAAAUGCUUCAGACACUGAAUGUGGAGAUGAAAUCCCGGUGAAGAUACCUCGAACGUCAGCUCGAGACAAUGAAGAGUUGAGAGACCCUGCUGGUCCAGGGACCAUCAUCAUGGCUUCAGGAGUCCAGGAUUUUAACAGAACAGAGUCUGACAGACUGAAUGAGAUCAAAGGUCACCUGGAAAUAGCCUUACUGGAAAAACACUUCUUACAGGAGGAGCUCAGGAAGCUGAGAGAAGAAACAAACGCUGAAACGUUAAGGCAGGAGCUAGAAAAGGAACGGCAGAGGAGAUUAGAACUAGAACAAAGAGUCAAUGAAGUACUUAAAGCAAGAGCAGAAGAGGUGCCUGCAGCUCAGCAACCUACAAAGCCACAGGCACAAGCCAAUGGAACAGGUGAGCUUGAUAAGAGUAGUCACACAGUCUCUUCAAGACUCCAAAAGUGGUUUUUUGACAAAUUUGGGGAAUAUGUUGAGGACUUCAGAUUUCAACCGGAAGAGAAUACAGUGGAAACAGAAGAGCCACUUAGUGCUAGAAGGUUGACUGAAAAUAUGAGAAGAUUAAAGAGAGGUGCCAAACCUGUUACAAAUUUUGUGAAGAAUCUUUCUGCCUUAUUAGACUGGUAUUCUAUCUACACUUCUGCUAUUGCCUUUAUUAUUUACAUCAAUGCUGUAUGGCAUGGCUGGGCCAUUCCUAUGUUCUUAUUUUUAGCAAUUUUGAGGUUAUCCCUAAAUUACCUCAUAGCCAGGGGUUGGAGAAUACAGUGGAGCAUUGUGCCUGAAGUUUCUGAACACAUGGAGCAGCCAAAAGAGGACCUGACCGUGUCUGAAAAGUUUCAGCUUGUUCUAGAUGUGGCUCAGAAGGCGCAGAACCUUUUUGGCAAGAUGGCAGACAUACUGGAAAAAUUUAAAAACUUGUUCAUGUGGGUCCAGCCAGAAAUAACGCAGAAGCUCUACAUUGCUCUAUGGGCAGCUUUUAUUGCAUCCUGCUUUUUGCCCUACAGGAUUCUUGGGCUUGCAUUGGGACUCUAUGCUGGAAUCAAGUUUUUCCUUAUUGAUUUUAUCUUCAAACGAUGCCCCAGACUAAGAGCUAAGUAUGAUACUCCUUAUAUCAUCUGGAUAAGCCUCCUGACAGAUCCUCAGCUCAAAGAAAGAUCUAAUGCUACAGUGUCAAGACGGCUUCAAACAACAACCUCCAGGAGUUACAUGGGCUCAAGUGCCCCAACUGGAAUAAGCAAAGAUGAAGACACAAGUCGUUUUCAUACCACCAAGAGAGGAAAUUUCCAUGAAGUUUUUAACCUGUCUGAGAAUGAACGUCCUUUGCCAGUGUGCGAAAAUGGCUGGCGCUGUUGCUUGAUUAACAGAGAUCGGAAGAUGCCUACAGACUACAUCAGGAAUGGAGUUCUCUAUGUCACAGAAAAUUACUUGUGCUUUGAAAGCUCAAAAUCCGGCUCAUCAAAAAGAAAUAAAGUUAUAAAGCUGUCGGACAUAACAGAUAUCCAGAAGUAUAAAGUGCUCUCUGUUCUCCCAGGAUCAGGGAUGGGUAUUGCUGUAUCAACACCAUCUACACAGAAAAGUUGUAAUAUAAUUGACAGACAUCUGUGUACAUAUUUUGCAAAUUUCACUUUACAUUGGGUUAUCCGGUUUCCCUGCUGCACAGCUGCUCCCACGGUGUCCAUGACUUCAGAGACUGAAGGUAAAACUGAAGUGUGUUUACUCACACUUUUUCACCUGCUGCACCCUCUCAGGUCUGGAGGGCAGGAGGGGAUGGGCAGUGAGUGAAUGUAUACUUGACUUGUGUAAUUACCCUGAAGCUCUCACCUGAAAUUCCAAUCUUCCUACUUAGUUUUGCAGUACAGCCUGGUGAACUUGAGAAACAGGCUGGGUCGGAACACUUAAUGUAAAGUGCUUCUAAAUAGCUGAAAGUGAUGUCCUUGUCAUUCUGUCUGAUUGCUGUUUAUAUUUGCAAUUCUGUUCAUGUCUGUGGAUGUCCGGAUCAUUCACGCGUAAUUGGAUUUAACUUCUGAAGAAGUUCCUUGGUUAGUUUGAGUCCCUUUUAAAGACAGUAAAAAAAGGGAGAUGAAAACUGACUAAUUCUUUAUCACUGACCAUUUUAAUUCAAAAGCAAAACAAGCUGAAAUAUGAAAUCAUGCCUUUCUGUGCACUGUAGCUUUUGUGAGGCAAGAUUGAAUGAAACAAGCUAUUUAUUGGUAGCAACAUCACACAGGAUGCCAGCAGCAAAACUCUACCCUCAUUCUGCAGACAAAGAGAAAAGGAAUUUUACCCGACUGUGAAGAGAUGAAAGGAUGUACCUGUUUUUUGGCUACUGAAACCUGUUUGAAAACAUUGGUAGUUUUUAUUGAACUCUGUACAUUUUGGCAGAUGUUUAAUUUCUACUAAUCAUUGAAAUAUAAUGGAUGUUAAAAUUUUUAUGUCUGAAGUUUGAGUCUAUAUUUUGAAAUUGUAAAUAAUUCAUUAUCAGUGUAACUUUUGUUUGACAGAAGACUUAUACUGUAUGAAUAAUUGAAAUAAUGAAAUUAUUUGCCCUGUACGUUUUUUAAGAAAAUCUUGUUUGUUUAAAAAGUCUUGUAUAAAUUAUAAUUUUUAUUUAAAUAAACCUAAAAAUGCUUUGUGCUAA
Poecile atricapillus (Black-capped chickadee) is the source of this 2981-nucleotide messenger RNA. Its product is annotated as GRAM domain-containing protein 4. The transcript is spliced from 19 exons. Lineage: Eukaryota; Metazoa; Chordata; Aves; Passeriformes; Paridae. The record is from RefSeq and is a predicted model, not a curated record. Bases 197 to 2125 code for a protein of 642 amino acids. Gene Ontology annotation, biological process: negative regulation of toll-like receptor 9 signaling pathway; apoptotic process.